Molecule: messenger RNA, 1553 nt
Organism: Acromyrmex echinatior (Panamanian leafcutter ant)
Lineage: Eukaryota; Metazoa; Arthropoda; Insecta; Hymenoptera; Formicidae
Gene: Muted
Product: biogenesis of lysosome-related organelles complex 1 subunit 5
Cellular component (GO): BLOC-1 complex; transport vesicle
Source: RefSeq, a predicted model, not a curated record
UUCUCCAAUAUUCGGUGAUCGAAGGGACUGGUUAACGAGACGAUCGUCCGUAGCUGCAUGAUGUUCAAAUCGACAUUCCUUGGGAAUUUGAAUUUUCCACUAACAUCGUAGUGCCUCGGCAGCAAAGGAAGAUCCGUUCCUCAGAUUAUUUGCUCGCCUCAAGUGCAUGCGUGUGUGGGAGUUCGAAGUGAUGAAAGCAGCAGUCAACUAGGAGCUUUUUUUGGAGGAGAUGUCAGAUGCCUGCGACUUGGAUCGAGCACAAAAUGCAGCGAGAUGAAAAACGCGGGAAAACGCUGGAUCCGCAAAGAGAUGUGUGAGCAAUAAUAGAGAAAUGAGAGAGGAAGAGAGAAUUGUACCGGAAACGGCAAAGAGGAGGAUAGAGCUCGUGAAGCUCUGCAGACAAGACGAUAAGACGUAAGAGAAACGAGGAACGGGACGCGGGGAAUGAACGGUCGGAGCUGCGUCCAUCGCCAUCGUGGUGACCGCAUCGCUACAAUGAGUUUAAUUCGUUCAUUGAAACCACCGUAUGGCGCAGUCCGCGUGCUGCCAUCGUUGAUAGAGUAGCAACGAUGAGAUCGUGAGCAUCCGACUCUGCGAGCCAAGAUGUCUGGAAUGAGACAGAAGUGCACUAUAUAUGCCAGUAGCUGUAUAAAGUAUCUAAGCAGAGACGUCACGAAUUCUCGGCGGAGAACUAUACUCCGAAGUUGUUAGCCCGUACUUACCGGAAUGACGUGCUGUCAGUCUUGCCCUCCAAGGAGAUCGAUUGUUAACUCGGCGUUCGCAGCCCAUUCCUUUUUGCUGGUCGACCGCGUUUCAUAAGUUCACGAAUUAUUGGCCAAGAAAUUCUAUUGUUUUCUCUUCUCGCGGUCAUGGAUCAGAUGGUUCAGAAAUGCAAUCACGUGACCGGUGUAUCGCCGUCUGCGCAACGUUUUAGUUGUACAGCCAGUCACGUGACAGGUAUGACAUACAUUGCGUCUGACGUGUCACAUGUCGUCUAUUCUACUGACACCGACAUGGCGUCCGUCAUCAAAGACACGGGCGAGAUCUGGGGUAGAUUGUUCGACCAUCGUCCGUUCAUCCAGGGGGAGGUCACGUUCUUUCUGCGAGAAUUUCAGGAAAAAAGAUCUGACAGGGAGGUAGAACGUCUGUUUAAAAUACUAGAGUACACGACAGAACUGAAGGAGAGCCAGUUGGAUCGCACUGAGCAGCUUGGCGAUUGUCAUUUACCUAGUCUCAAGGCAAAUGUCGAUGUCGCGCUGAGUAUGUGCAACCGUGUUUUACAGAGGGAGGAAAAUUUCGAUAGUGAUAAUGUUUUGAGUGAGAAUAGAUUGCUUAGGAAAAAGGAAUGGGAGAAAUUCAUAAAUGAUAUGAGCAAUAAGUGUGAAAAGGUGGACCAGACUUUCCAGGAGAAAGAAAACGAAAUACAGGAGUUCUAUGUUGACUUAGAAAAGAAAUUGCAUAUUACGCCAUAACAAUUAUUUGUUAGUCUAUCCGUGCAUUACCUCUCCUAGAAUAUCUCAACGUUUAAUAAAGACCUAAUUAUUUCCUUAAGA